Messenger RNA from Arabis nemorensis, 1680 nucleotides. Lineage: Eukaryota; Viridiplantae; Streptophyta; Magnoliopsida; Brassicales; Brassicaceae. The record is from the annotation of a GenBank genome assembly.
AUGAUUUCCCAGGCAGAGAGAGAUCUUUCGAUUCCAAAUCGGCUUCCCGGAAGCGGCCAAAGUACCCCUUCUCCGCCGUCUUCACCUCGUCUCUGCCGGAGUCGCUCUAGAGGAGGAACCGUACAGCCUAGCCGGACGCUCGCUCACCGUCUCUCAUGGUUUCUAUUAUCGGUUCUUCUCCGGCGUCAGGGAAUUCUCUUGCUCGCUCCUCUCAUGUACAUCUCUUGUAUGAUGUUUCACAUGCGAACGGCGUCGUUUGAUUCGGGUCCCAUUGUUCAUCGCCGUCCCGCUCCGGGAUCCGUUUACAAGAGCCCUCAUGUUUACGCUAAGCUUCGUGCGGAGAUUGACGCCGAUAAUACCACGGCUGAUGCGAUAUCAACAAUUUGGAAACGUUCCUAUAAAGGUGUGGAAUGGAAGCCAUGCGUGAACAAGUCUAAUGGAGUUUUGCCUGAGUCAAAUGGUUUCAUAUUCAUUGAGGCAAAUGGAGGCUUGAAUCAGCAGCGGACUUCGAUAUGCAAUGCGGUUGCUGUGGCAGGCUACCUUAAUGCGACCCUUGUAAUUCCAAACUUUCACUAUCACAGCAUAUGGAAAGAUCCGAGUAAAUUUGGGGACAUCUAUGAUGAAGAAUUCUUUGUCAGUACCUUAGCAAAUGAUGUGCGGGUAGUCCAUACAGUUCCUGAAUACUUAAUGGAGCGUUUUGACUAUAACUUGACAAAUGUCUACAACUUCAGAGUUAAAGCAUGGGCACCUACUCACUAUUACCGGGACUCAAUCCUGCCUAAGCUACUUGAAGAAAAGGUUAUAAGAAUUUCCCCAUUUGCAAAUAGACUUUCGUUUGAUGCUCCUCGAGCUGUCCAGAGAUUUAGAUGUUUGGCGAAUAAUGUUGCUUUGCGAUUCUCGAAACCCAUACUGACCCAAGGGGAAACACUUGUGAAGAAAAUGAAAGAGCUUAGUGCAAACAACGGCGGGAAGUAUGUCUCUGUGCAUCUUCGUUUUGAAGAGGAUAUGGUAGCUUUCUCUUGUUGCGUAUUUGAUGGUGGCGACCAAGAAAAGCAAGAUAUGAUGGCGGCGAGAGAACGGGGAUGGAAAGGGAAGUUCACAAAACCGGGCCGUGUGAUACGACCAGGAGCUAUAAGGCUCAAUGGGAAAUGCCCUUUAACUCCUUUGGAGGUGGGUUUGAUGCUUAGAGGAAUGGGAUUCAACAAAAGCACAUAUAUAUACCUUGCCUCUGGCCCAAUAUAUAGCGCGAAUAGAACUAUGGCUCCACUACUUCAGAUGUUUCCUAAUCUACAGACAAAGGAGAUGCUUGCGUCUGAGGAAGAACUGGCUCCUUUUAAGAGCUUCUCCUCGAGAAUGGCUGCAAUAGAUUACACAGUGUGUCUCCACAGUGAGGUAUUUGUGACAACACAAGGUGGAAACUUCCCUCAUUUUCUCAUGGGACAUCGGAGGUAUUUAUUUGGAGGACAUUCAAAGACGAUUCGGCCUGACAAGCGAAAGUUAGCCAUACUCUUUGAUAAUCCCAAGCUGGGAUGGAGAAGUUUUAAACGGCAAAUGCUUAGCAUGAGGUCUCAUAGUGACUCCAAGGGGUUUGAGCUGAAACGACCUAGCGACUCCAUUUACAUAUUCCCUUGCCCUGACUGUAUGUGCCGGAGGGACAAAACAACAGCAUCAGCCACCUGA